AGCCAUAACAUAUUUUGCUGUUAAAUUUGUAUUGUGCCGUGUCAAGUAAAUGUUGUGUGAAUAUAUUUGCUGUUUGAAUUUUUGCAAUUGCGUUGAAUGUUGUGAUUGACUCAGUAGAAUCUAAAUACAGGGCUUGACAUUAAUGGCCGAAUCUGGGAUAGAAACGACUGCCGCACCAGAGUGGUUGGUGAAGCUUGAAAGUCGUCGGGAACAAAUAAAAGCAAAGCUGGGCCAUGAAAGCGGCAAUGGAGCACCCUGCGUUGUUUGCGAAAGCAAAUGUCCCGGAUUGGAUUUACAUUUCUGGCGCAAGGUAUGCCGUAAUUGCAAAUGUCGCAAAGAGCAACACGAUUGCAAGGACGAUGAUGUGACUGGCUGGGCACAAUUUGAGAUACUGGGAGCGAUUCGUUCCAAAUCGGCUUACAUUAAGAUUUCAGAACUAACCGAUAAGCCAGUUCAGUUGGAUUGGAUUCCACCAAAUGUGACUCCAGAACUAGCUUCCGAUUACAUGUCGAAAUUAGGAGAGAAAAACAUUCCAAUAGCUGGUAGUGUGGCGGCAGAAAAACGCAAACAGCAGUUAGAGUAUCAGGUUCCUCCGCAUGACUUAGAUGCAAGUCUGUGCCACAAUCUCUCAGAAAAUGAGGCAUCCCAGCUAAUACAGUAUGUGGAAAAAAUUAAAAAGAAUUGUGUCGGCCAAGGAAAUGUUGUCCGUGUUGGUGAUAAUAUAAGUUAUUUGCAAAAAUCAAACAUUAAUACUGUUCCAGUUCCCUCCGCGCUGCUGAAAAACGCACUUAUGAAACGGCUUAUGAGUUCAGAACUUAUACAAGCAGCAAUUUCUGGUGAAACAGUCACAACCGAUCAACCAUUGUGCCUACAAAACGAGGCUAUGAAAGCAGAUUUCAUCGGCAGUCCAUUACUAUCCGACAAGACUAAAUAUAAAUUAAAAUUAAUGAAAGUUAAUACGGAUGCAAUUCAAAGCGUAGUGGAACAUGGAGCUAAGCUCGAUGUUGUUUUUAGUUCGCUUAAUUCCAGAGGAAUACAUUAUCACGAGCAUUGUCAUUUGCUUGGUCCCCUGGAACGCCUAAGGCAAGAAUACAUUAGUAACCCAAAAUUUAAGUCGGAAAUUGAUAACUUUGUUGCCGGUUCUACAGAUUUACAUGUGUAUAAAAAAAUGACGGAGGAUGUUUUUAACUCUCCACUACCCGUGAAAAAUUUUGCACGGCGUGAAGCGCCACAACAUCGAGAAACGCCACUAAGAAAACUAAAAUUGGAUGAACAACUUGCACCAACGCUUACAUUUUCUAAAGAAUGCCAAGCUGCGAUAAAAAAAGAUUCCGUGCUAGCAUCCAUUCUCAACUCUGAGCCAUUACGAUCAGUCUUACAUGCCCCGGUUUACGGUGGAUCAUUGAUUAUAACUAAAACUUCUUUGUUUCCGGAUUUCAUAAGCAGCCCUUUUCUGUCACCCACUUCUAAAGCUCGCUUGGAGACAAUGAAAAUAAACACACAAACUAUUCAGAGUGCUGUCUUAAAUGGGCCUUUUUACGAUGAAUUGUUGUCCGAACUGAAUAGAUGCGGAAUAAACUACGCUCAAGAUUGCUUUCUUCAACCAAUCGAUGAUUUUAGAGAUGAGUUUCUCAGCUAUGACAGUGACAAUGAUUUCCAAAAAGAAAUAAUAGAUUUUAUAAAAAAUUCGGAUCUCUCAACUUUUGGUUUGACUCCAGCACAGGUUCAAGAAAUAGUCAGAAUAGGAAAAGCACAAAACUCAAAUCAAUUACUUACUGAUAUUUUGUCUUCUCCUACCAUUCAAGACGCUUUAAAUUCAGGUCUCCAACCGGGUAGUGUACUACGAUUGACGAAUAUUCCAAUGGGUAAUAAUCUACAAAAUUCUAAAUUACCUGAAGUAAUCAAGGAUAAAUUGAACAACAUGAAAAUUGAUAAGCAAGCGGUUGAAAGUGCGAUUGUUUGCGGUCCUUUAUAUGAUAAAUUAUUCCAUCGGCUAAAAAGAAAUGGUAUCAACUACCACCAAGAUUCAGUUCUAGGUCCAAUCGCACAAUUUAGAAGUGAAUAUCUUGCUGAUGAUCUCUUUCGUAAGGAAAUGACACGUUAUGUUUCACACCCUGAACCGUGUCUUUUAGAUUCAGCUACCAUCCAAGAAUUACAGGAAAAUGAUGAACGCCUUGCUCACCAAUUAUCUGGAAUGCACGUUUCACACAGUGAGGAUUCGGGUUUUGGAUCGAUUCCACCCACUCCAAAUUAUUCCACUUACCCAGGUGUGGUCAGUUCAACAAAUGUCAGCGAAAUAACUGCAAGGGAAGGAGUUUUUUCUUCCAUCCCAGCUAUCGAACAGAUGAAUAUGUACCCCGAGAUUCGCCAAAGUCAAAUGACAACUGCAUCUAUUGCUGCAACUAAUCCUUUUGCUCAAUCAGUUCAUGAAAAAGUUGAUCAACUGCCACUAUCUCCUGUCGAUGAAAUAGCCUGUAGCGGAUGCAAGCAAAGUAUUAAAUUUGGAGAAGUUGCUGUGAGGGCAGAACGCGCUGGGGGUAGUGCCGCAUGGCAUCCGCAAUGCUUCAAAUGCUACAAAUGUGAUGAGCUACUUGCUGAUUUGGUAUACUUCUAUCAUGGUGGUCAUGUGUAUUGUGCUCGAGAUUUGGCAGAUAUAUUGAAAAUUCCUCGUUGCUCUGCUUGUGACGAGCUGAUUUUUACCAAAGAAUAUACUGCGGCUGAAGGGGCUACAUUCCACAUUAAACAUUUUUGCUGUUAUCAAUGCGAUGCACCAUUAGCCGGACAGCAAUAUGUGCCCGAUGAAAAAUCCAACAUGCCUCUCUGCUUGACCUGCUAUGAAACAUACUUUGCAAAAUCAUGUCACAAUUGUCAGGAAAUUAUUGGACCUGCCGAACAAGGAGUUGCUUGGGGCAUCAUUCACUGGCAUGGGGCGUGUUUUCUUUGCAGCGGAAAAAAUUGUGGCAAGUCACUCAUUGGUGGCAGAUUCUGUGUGAGAAACGAAAUGCCUUUUUGCAGUUCUCAAUGUUUGAAAAGUAAGAUUACGUGAACAGUAUUUGUUUAUUACUAACAUAAAGACUAAAGCACAAGGUGCUUGAAAGCAUAAUCCGUAUCUCCUGUUUCCACUAAACGAAACGACGAAACAACACUUUCCCUAAAGUUUAUACAAAACUUCUCAGUGCUAGAUAUACGUGCCAGAAACACAGAAUGUUCAAACGAUUUUAUACUUCUAUACGAAUAUACUUUGAUAGGCAUUUAAAAGAAAUAUAUUUAAAAUUUUGACAAAUAGCUAGUUUUCCUCGGCAUAUUUAUUAGAUAAAAUCCAUAUUUUAAUUUUUUUUAAAGAGGGGGAUGUUUUGUGAUGAAUUAAUUAUUUACUAAUAUUUAUUCAAAAUUUAUAUUGUGUGCUCUGCCACAAACGGUGACAUAUCAACACUAUUUUAAAGAUAGUAAUUGCCUCCGCAGUAAAGUGAAUAUAAUUGUAGGAAAAUUGUA
Wyeomyia smithii (pitcher-plant mosquito) is the source of this 3492-nucleotide messenger RNA. It is a transcript of the gene Tes, whose product is annotated as testin. Bases 143 to 3046 code for a protein of 967 amino acids. Gene Ontology annotation, molecular function: zinc ion binding. The transcript is spliced from 4 exons. The record is from RefSeq and is a predicted model, not a curated record. NCBI's taxonomy places the organism in Eukaryota, Metazoa, Arthropoda, Insecta, Diptera, Culicidae.